Molecule: messenger RNA, 1167 nt
Organism: Macrosteles quadrilineatus (aster leafhopper)
Lineage: Eukaryota; Metazoa; Arthropoda; Insecta; Hemiptera; Cicadellidae
Product: low-density lipoprotein receptor-related protein 4-like
Exons: 7
Coding region: 31-1167 (378 amino acids)
Source: RefSeq, a predicted model, not a curated record
CCGCAAGAUGACCUCACUUCUCUGUGCCAAAUGAUCCCGGGCACGCUGAUGCCUAACAACUGGGUUAUCUUCUACUAUUGCGACUCCGGAUACAUUCUAAACAGCACGAAGCCUGUGUCUGUCUGCAUCAAUGGCGAUUGGACACCACCUCUGCCUUUUUGUCAAGCGAGUGAAACGGAGUGUUUCUCACACGGUGACUGCAGCACCAACAGAACCUGCAUUUUGGGCAAAUGUAUGAACUCUUGUGAGGGUUUAUGUGGCUUUAACACAGAAUGUGACGUCAUCGAACACCGACCCCUGUGUAUCUGCAAGAAAGGAUAUCUGGGCAACCCCUUCAGAGGAUGCAUUCUGGGAGAUCCAAUUUCCACGAAGCUUCUCUUGGCACAAUCUACACAAGUCUCAGUGUUGGAUUUGACGAAUUCGAAAAUAAUCUCAACCCUGCGCUAUGACUAUCAGAAUCCAAAGGAAAACUCCCCUAGUGUCGCUUACCACUUUGAGAAAAAAUAUAUUUUCUACGCUGGAUCAAGCCAGAUAUUCAGGGACGAGAUCAAGACAGACAGUCUGGCUAGGGUGGGAGAGCCUAAGGCUGUAGUGGACGGUGUAGGGGUGGACUCUAGUGCCAAGUUAGCAGUGGACUGGGUACACGACAAGCUCUACUGGAUGUCUCAUACCUCCAAGACUGUGGAGAUGAGUGACCUAGAUGGCAAUAACAAGACAGUGCUGACUAAAGGACUGACGUUCUGGUGGAAUCUUAACAACUUGGUUGUCGAACCAUAUGCUGGAUACCUCUUUCUAGUCAGCCAAGACUCUCUACUUCGAAUGAACUUAGACGGAAGCAACCUGACUGCUUUGCACUUGAAGGGCUACAACAACCGAGGUGUCUAUGUUCUGACUGUAGACACCCACAAGAAGAGGGUCUACUACAGCAGUUGGGACUUGAGAAACGCAGUUCCGUUUAUAGAUUCUUGUGACUACGAAGGGAAAAAUGAGAAAAACAUUCCGAUCGGAGACAGAUGGGGAGAAAUACAUGCCGUGGACGUGUUUCGGGACAUCCUGUACUUUGGUCACUUUAAGCGUGGUCAGUCUGACGAGGUGUGGAGUGUGGACUUGACCAACCCGACACCGACUCCUAUCCUGAUCAAAACUGUGGAGAAGGUAAGAGCUUGA